GUACCAGUUGUAACCAACCAUUUAUGUCAACUCCCAGGGAGUGUCUGGUGACCUUAGAUGAACUGGUGGAAGUCUUGAAGAAGAUCAAGAACAUUGACACCAAGGACAUGGCAUCUGACCAGAAGCUGGAACACAUCGCCCAGAUGUUGGAUGAUGACCAUGAUGGACAGAUCCGCUUGAAUGAAGUGAAUAAGGCGAUACAGAUGAUCCUUGAGGAGGACGUUGACCUGACAGAGUCCCAGCUGAGGGAAGUGGUGAAGCUGCUCCAUGCUGAGGAGGAUCUGGAGGAGAAGGAGGACCAGGAGCGGGAGAGACUGGAGAAGGAGAAGGAGCUGUGGGAUCAGCAGCAGCCUCGGGAGGAACAGAAGCAGAACUAGACACAGGACUGGCUGGCUGGCUGACAGUCAGGCUGGUCUGGAAGUAGCUGUGGCUAACUUGCUCCUUCACUCGGAAGUAGAGGACAACAAAUGUUGUAGUGAAAUAGACCAGAAAACUUACUCCUUUAUGGACCCAGAAAGUGUUAGACAAUUUUUCAUGUCUGUUUGCAGGCAGAGGAAACUAGGUGCUAUUAUUUGAAUGACACCUCUAGCCAGAGUUGAUGUUGGUAACAGGGAUGACAGAAAUUCUGACCCCUUGCUUAUUACUAACAAGCAGGCUGGAGUCAAAGCCACAGGCUGCCCAAGUCACUCAGUGCUAAAUUAUACUUAAAAGCCCACUGUAAGUCAAUUGUACAUUGAUGUACAGAUCAUCUGUUUCAUUCUGGUGGCCAAUAACAACAGACAAUAUAUGUCAAAAAAGAUAUAUGAAACAAUAGUGUGGGAAUACGUGGAGAAGGGAUUUACCAAAACUGUUGUAAGAAAAAUGGAGUGUACAUAACACUGACCAUGAGUGAAGAAUGUGGUUUCAAAUUAUAGUUACACUAAGUAGCUUUUGAACAGAGAACAAAUGGGGAAAUUUGCACGUUAUUAGUUUGCAGAGCUAGAGACAAAUGAGUAUUGACAGGUGAGGUCAGAGGAUAUUAAUAUUCGUCCUCUCAUAUUCUCACUACUUCACCCUUAAUCCUCCAUGUGCAAGUGUCUACACUACUUCUAGCUUGUUCGGUGGUUUAGUGUAUGUUUGUAAUAAUUACAAUAAAAUAACUUAUAUACCAAAGCCCACAUGUGAAAAUACAAGAGGUAAGAUUUUCUUCAGUGUUUAGAAACAAAAGAACACUGUGCAAAGGCUUGUACUAACUCUAUGAUAUGAUGUUUUUUUUUAAUGUACAUGUAUAUGAAUAGUUUGAUCACAAAGCUCUUUAGACAUCUUUACAAGGUUACAUGGUUGCAUUUAUCUUUUCAGAAUCACAUUGUAAAUAGUUAUCACCAAGCAUGACAUAAAGUCAAAAAAGGUAAAUUUUCUUAAUAUUCUCUUGCAAAAUCAGUGUAUAUAUUCUGUUGAUUUCAAGGACUAGUUGCUGUUGAGAGAUGGACUUCCAUCAUGAUUGCUGUGAAGUGUGGAGUAGUCAUUACAUGUUUGAUCCUAAACUUCCUACUUCAAAACUUCAAAAUGUGUAUGCUUGUAUGUAAAUUACAAUGUGUGGUGGGUUAUUUAAUGUAUUUGUUGUUAUCAGACAUCAAAGUACAUUGCAGUAUAAGACAUUGAAGAAUUGUAUACAAAUAUGUGGAAAAGAGACAUGUUUCUAUAAAGACUUGAGAUUCAUAGUCGGAAUAAGGUCUUGAAAAAGAGAAUAAGAGAUAAAGUUAUUAACUCCCAACAACCUAACUGUUAAAACAAUUUCUCCCCCAUUGCAAAAUCAAGAACUUGCUAAAAGCCAUUAUUGAAUUGUAUAUCUUGUUGAAAUAAUUGUUGUGUUGUUUUCCUUUGUUCAUAAAUUUUUGUUCUUGAACUUGUGUAAAUUGUAUUUAUGGAACUGAGUUUCCUAUGUGUUUAAAGCAUGCAUCAUUUGCUUGACUAAAAAGAUUUCUAAGGAAAUUUCAAAAUAUUAUUACUAGUAUAUUAUUUGCUCCAUUAAGAUGGCUGCAAAUUGGAAAAAUGUAUGAAAGUCCCUGGAAGGUAAGCCAUAUUUGAUAUCUUGUAUUGUUUUGCUAUUGAUGAACCUGAAGAUUUAUUUCAAAGAUUAUUUUUCUGAUUUUGUGUAUACAUGUAUGUCAUUCAGUUGUAUAUCUGUGAAUGCACAUUGUUCCAAAGUGACCUUUAGUGUGAUAUGUUAUAUGUCCUACCCUAGACCUAAAAUCUCUUUGUCCUGACAACUGUAAUGAUUUGUGUACCAGGCUUUUCUUCACAAACUAUAUGAAGAUUUAAGAGUGACAAAACACAUUCUCUGUAAUUAGUACUCUAGAAUGUAUAAAUAUUUUGAUUGAAUGGAAUGGAACGAAAUGGAAGUUGAGCUAUACUUUCCGUAUCAUUGCAUUGGGAAAAAAUCUACAUGUAGUAAAGAUUGCAUUCAGGUAUGACACAUGUAAAUGUUGCAGAAGAAAAAAUGUGUUUAAGUAUAUUGUGUCAUUUUAUGCAAAAUGUGUAUUUAUUUUGCUGAAAGGGCAUCUAUAAAUCUUCCUGUCUUCAUUUGAAUGGUAACUAGAUCUACUGUAUUCUGUUCUUUCCUCUACUUUGACAUGGGUAAAUUGAAUGUCUUUUAUACAUGUAUUUUCAAAUGUAAUGCUUGUGCAUUAUAACUCAUCUUCUACAUAACUUGAUUACAUGCACACAACUUCUGAGACAUUGAUAUAACUUUGGGAUGAGUUUAUGGCCGGUAAGACUUCUUGUGAGUCUUUAGUAUAAGAAAACUUAUGCAAAGAAGGCAAACUUAGUUUACAUCAGCAUGUUUCUCAGUCAGCUUGCCUUAUCUCAUUUUCAUUUCCAUACACUAAGUCACCCAAUAUCACACAUUCAAGUGCGAAAUUGCUGAAGUACAAUCACUUGGAACAAGAGGCAAAUACCUGUAGUUAAAAUGCCCUGAAAAUCAUACAUGUAUAUGGUUAUGAGUAUUUUUGAGACAUUGCAGAAUGGGAACCGCUUGUAUAUACUCCAUGGAAAGCCCUACAUACAUGUCACCAUCUGAAUUCUGUGUCAUAGACAACUAGUCACCAUUCAUGAUGAGAAGAAUAAAACAACAUUUCUG
Messenger RNA from Branchiostoma belcheri (Belcher's lancelet), 3118 nucleotides. Its product is annotated as LETM1 and EF-hand domain-containing protein 1, mitochondrial-like. Lineage: Eukaryota; Metazoa; Chordata; Leptocardii; Amphioxiformes; Branchiostomatidae. The record is from RefSeq and is a predicted model, not a curated record. The coding region runs from base 24 to 377 and encodes 117 amino acids. The transcript is spliced from 2 exons. Gene Ontology annotation, molecular function: calcium ion binding.